AUGUUUUACUCGCCGGAUUGCGUAAACGUGAAAGAAACAUUAAGAAAGAGUUCUUUUGUACGACUUGCUCGUUCGUUAGCUCGAUACGCCCAACGGAAUUGUUAUUCUCGAUCUGAUAGUUUGCUAAGUAACCGCACAUUAUACCCUUGUUCCCGUCGUUGCAAAUGGAUGUUACUUAAUAAACUUCAGGAUGCCUUUGCAACUGUCGGAGUUCAAAAUCCCGUUGAUUUACCGCAGAUUGUAGUUAUUGGUUCUCAAUCAAGUGGUAAAAGUUCAGUAUUAGAGAAUAUUGUAGGACGUGACUUCUUACCUAGAGGCACUGGCAUUGUGACCCGAAGGCCUUUGGUCUUACAACUUAUAAAUCGACCGAAAACCGAAGAUAAUUCAAGCAAAGAGGGUGUAAAGGACGCACCUGAGAAAGCUGCGAAAGCUGCGAAUGGUAAAGAAGAAACAUCAAAUAAUGAAGAAGAAUGGGGAGAGUUUUUACACAUUCCUGGAGUGAAAUUCAAUGAUUUCAACAAGAUUCGUGAAGAGAUUAUCAAGGAUACUGAAGCGAAAACGGGAAAAAAUGCUGGUAUCUCUCCAGCACCAAUAAACCUAAGAAUAUAUUCACCUAAUGUACUUACAUUAACGCUUGUUGAUUUGCCUGGACUUACAAAGGUGCCCGUUGGAGAUCAACCAAAGGACAUUGAAAAACAAAUCCGAGAGAUGAUUUUGAAAUAUAUCACCAAACCUAAUGCUAUUAUUCUUGCAGUUACUGCUGCUAAUACCGACUUAGCUAAUUCGGAUGGGCUGAAACUGGCCCGUGAAGUAGAUCCAGAAGGAUCACGUACUAUCGGAGUUCUUACAAAAAUUGAUCUAAUGGACCAAGGAACAGAUGUCGUUGACAUUUUAGCGGGUCGUAUUAUUCCCCUGCGUCUCGGUUAUGUACCUGUCGUGAAUCGUGGUCAAAAGGAUAUUGAUAGUAGAAAGGCUAUUACUGCUGCGCUUGAAGCUGAAAAAAAUUUCUUUGAGAACCAUCCUUCUUACAAAAGCAAAGCACAAUACUGUGGGACACCUUUUCUUGCCAGGAAAUUGAACAUGAUACUUAUGCAUCAUAUUCGAAACACGCUACCCGAAAUAAAAGCUAAAAUUCAAGCAGUGCUAGCAAAAUAUCUUCUCGAAUUACAAUCAAUUGGGGAUCCUUUAGAUGAUGGCCUUAAUAAUAAUGCCAAUAUUGUCCUAAAUAUUAUUACAGAAUUUUGUACAGAAUUUCGCACGAUCAUUGACGGAAAUUCCAAUGAACUUUCUUCUUUCGAGUUAGCUGGCGGUGCACGUAUUAGUUUUGUUUUUCAUGAGGUGUUUGCCAAUGGUAUAAAGUCAAUAGAUCCUUUUGAUCAAAUAAAAGACGUAGACAUUAGAACGAUACUUUACAAUUCUUCGGGAUCAGCACCAUCUCUUUUUAUCGCCUCAACUGCAUUUGAAGUGAUCAUAAAGCAACAAAUUAAGCGCUUAGAAGAACCUAGCUUAAAAUGUGUGACGUUAGUAUACGAAGAAUUGGUUCGAAUUUUAUCUCAAUUGUUGCAAAAACAGUUAUUCAAACGUUUUCCUGGACUAAAAGACAAGUUUUACUCUGUUGUCAUUAACUUUUACAAGAAAUCUCUGGCACCUACAAACAAACUUGUGCAAGAUCUUGUUAACAUGGAAGCAAGUUAUAUUAACACUGGCCAUCCUGAUUUCUUAAAUGGCCACAAAGUCAUUGCAUCUAUUAAUGACAAAUAUAACCCAAAGCCUGUAAACCCUGCAGAUCCAAAAACAGGCCGUGGAAGUAUUAACAAUCUUACCAAUCCGAAUCCGCUGUCAGAUUCCGAAUCAAUGAACACUGGAUUUUUCGGAAGUUUCUUUACAGGAAAUAAAAAGAAGAAAGCUGGCGUCAUGGAGGCUCCGCCGCCAGUUUUGAAAGCGUCAGGAAAUCUCUCGGAACGAGAAUCCAUGGAGACCGAAAUUAUAAAGACGCUUAUCCAAUCAUAUUUCAACAUUGUAAAAAGAACUAUUGUCGACAUGGUCCCAAAGGCUGUUAUGCUUAAUCUUGUCUCACAUACCAAAGAAGAACUCCAACGGGAACUAUUGCAAGAACUAUAUAAAGCAGAGGUUCUUGAUGAAUUACUUAAAGAAAGUGAAUACACCCAACAAAGGCGAAAAGAAUGUAAGAAGAUGAUUGAAGCCUUGCAAAAGGCCGAUGAGAUUGUCUCUGCUGUUUAA
This is a messenger RNA of Cetraspora pellucida, 2241 nucleotides long. The record is from the annotation of a GenBank genome assembly. Lineage: Eukaryota; Fungi; Glomeromycota; Glomeromycetes; Diversisporales; Gigasporaceae.